This is a messenger RNA of Malurus melanocephalus (red-backed fairy wren), 684 nucleotides long. RefSeq names its product microtubule-actin cross-linking factor 1, isoforms 6/7-like. The record is from RefSeq and is a predicted model, not a curated record. The annotation marks the transcript as partial. Gene Ontology annotation, biological process: intermediate filament cytoskeleton organization; regulation of focal adhesion assembly; wound healing. Gene Ontology annotation, molecular function: structural molecule activity; cadherin binding. Gene Ontology annotation, cellular component: actin cytoskeleton; membrane; microtubule. NCBI's taxonomy places the organism in Eukaryota, Metazoa, Chordata, Aves, Passeriformes, Maluridae. The transcript has 4 exons.
AAUUUUGCCAUUCCCUGACAUUUUCCCCAUUCUUUCCAGGCCAUGUUUGACUGGCUGGACAACGCCGUGAUCAAGCUGUGCAACAUGUCCCCGGUGGGCACGGACCUGAGCACGGUGAAGGAGCAGAUGAACGAGAUGAAGGAGUUUAAAAUGGAGGUUUACCAGCAGCAGAUUGAGAUGGAAAAGCUGAAUCACCAAGGGGAGCUGAUGCUGAAAAAGGCCAUGGAUGAGACGGACAGAGACAUCAUCAAGGAGCCACUGACGGAGCUCAAACACCUCUGGGAGAACCUGGGAGAGAAGAUCGCCCACAGACAGCACAAGCUGGAAGCCGCCCUGCUGGCCCUGGGCCAGUUCCAGCACGCCUUGGCCGAGCUGAUGGCCUGGCUGACCCACACCGAGGAGCUGCUGGAUGCCCAAAAACCCAUCAACGGCGACCCCAAAGUCAUCGAGGUGGAGCUGGCCAAGCACCACGUGCUGAAGAAYGACGUCCUGGCCCACCAGGCCACAGUGGAGACGGUGAACAAAGCUGGGAAUGAGCUGCUGGAAUCGAGUGCUGGAGAUGAUGCCAGCAGCCUGCGGAGCCGCCUGGAGAAGCUCAACAAYUGCUGGGAGGCUGUGCUCCAAAAAACAGAGGAGAGGGAGCAGCAGCUGCAGUCCACGCUGCAGCAGGUGGGGGACAGCCCC